Messenger RNA from Oenanthe melanoleuca, 1603 nucleotides. RefSeq names its product BTB/POZ domain-containing protein 2-like. Gene Ontology annotation, molecular function: protein binding. The record is from RefSeq and is a predicted model, not a curated record. The transcript is spliced from 4 exons. NCBI's taxonomy places the organism in Eukaryota, Metazoa, Chordata, Aves, Passeriformes, Muscicapidae. Gene Ontology annotation, biological process: neurogenesis. Gene Ontology annotation, cellular component: P-body; cytosol. The coding region runs from base 36 to 920 and encodes 294 amino acids.
UCCCCCCGUGCCCGGCCGGCGGCGGCGCCCGCCCCAUGCGCCGCUGCUGCCCGGCGCUCUGCAUCCGCACCGCCUUCGACGCCACCGCCAUCGACGCCACCGCCGACAUCUCCGCCGCCCUCGCCCCCGUCCCCGGCCCGCCCGCCGCCGUGUCCCGCCCGCCGCUGCUGGUGCUGGUGCUGCUGCAGCGCCGCCCCGCGCCGCCCGCCCCCGCGGCCCCGCCGCACAAGAUGGCGGCCGGAGGGAGCGGCGGCCCCGGCGGCCUCUCCUCCUCCUGCCCGCAGCCGCCGCCGCCCCCGCCGGGCAACGGGGCCGCGGCCGCCGCCUGCACCAACGGCGCGCCCGCCUCGCCGCCCGGCCUCACCUACAACCAGAGCGGCGCCGCCAACCCGCCGGCGGCCAGCGGAGGCGCGGGGGGCCCGGCGGCGGCGGGAGCGGCGGGGGCGGCCGGCGGGGCGGGCGGUCCCGGCGGGGCGCUGCAGCGGGAGCCGGUGUACAACUGGCAGGCGACGAAGCCAACGGUGCAGGAGCGGUUCGCGUUCCUCUUCAACAACGAGGUGCUCAGCGACGUGCACUUCCUGGUGGGGAAGGGCCGCGGCUCGCAGCGCAUCCCGGCGCACAGGUUCGUGCUGGCCGUGGGCAGCGCUGUCUUCGAUGCGAUGUUUAAUGGUGGGAUGGCCACAACCUCUACAGAGAUUGAGCUGCCUGACGUGGAGCCUGCUGCCUUCCUAGCUCUGCUCAAAUUCCUUUACUCAGACGAAGUUCAGAUCGGACCAGAGACUGUUAUGACAACACUUUACACAGCUAAGAAAUAUGCAGUUCCAGCCCUUGAAGCUCAUUGUGUGGAGUUUCUUAAAAAAAACCUCCGAGCAGACAACGCAUUCAUGCUGUUAACUCAGGUGGUUCCUUCCAGAGUGUGAGCUGGGGAUGGAGUUAACAGGGUGGAAAGAUUUCAUCUGCCAAGAAGAAAAGUGGAAUGUGAGGAUUUCCGUGUGUUACAGAAUCAGGACUGGUAAUGCUGAGCUUUCUCUGGCUGCUCAGCCAUUCCUUGAAGGACUUCUCUGCAAUACAUUCCCUGAAGUGGGGGUGAAAGAAAACUUUUUCCUGAGUGCUUUGGUUUAUUUUCCUGGGAGAGGAGCAAGGUACUCUCUUCCUCAGCCUCCUGCACUGAAGGCUCAGAGACCCAGAGUGUCAGAGCAGCUGUUCCUUGGCCCUGGGUCUGAUCCAGUCUCUGAGGGUUGGGCUCCUCCACCUUCCAUUUGACUCUUGAAGCAGCAAAAUAGGAGAUAAUGUUUACAACUUCUGCUUAGUUUGGAAAAGAUCAGACUUUGCAUCCAGGUUGAUUAAAUGAGCAUUACUGUUGUCCCCAUUUCCCAGCCCUGUCUUCUCUCUGAUGCCAUAUUGAUGACAUCCAUAGUGAUGUCACCUGUGUGGUGGAGUCUGGCAUUGCCAGGGACACCCUGUUCUGGGAGCUGUAGGAAUAAGAAACACACAGGCAUUGUGUGUGAGUUUCUUUCCUUAAGGGAAUGGCAGCCUGGAGUGGCUCUGGAGGGAUAUUUCUCAUCAGCCAGCUCAGGAAAGCUGCUGUGAUGUCUGAUGUUAA